AAAUUCAACCAGCAACCGGCAGUAUCAUUGGCAACGUAGAUUGUACUACAGAAAAACAACAUUAGUCUAGUCAAUUAAAUGACAUACUUAUACAUACCUAAAAUAAUCCGAUAUACACUAAUCUGGAGCAAAAUUAUAUGGUUGCAGUUUGUACCACUAUGCAGUGGGACUGUAAUGCGGUUACUUUCAAUAUGGGACAAAAACAACUUCUCCAUGGUAUUUCUCCAUGUUUUUCCAUACAAAAGUAUCAAUUUUAAUUUUUUUCCAGAAAAUAUGAUAUUAAUUAAGUCGAUUCCCGAUGAUAACUCGAAAGUGACCAAAAUCAGUAUGGGACAGUUAUGCGGGUACCGGCAGUAUAGGUUGGACUCGAUUAGAUGUAGGCUCGAUAUAUAGUUAUGUCCGAGCCUGCCAGCUUACCCUUAUCAUAUCAUGGUUAUCACCCAGCAUCAGACGAGCCAACUUCCCAGCCAUUCCUUUAUCAUAUCGUGGUUAUCACCCAGCAUCAGAUGAGCCAACUUGCCAGCCAUUCCACAUUGCAGUUCUCACGCAGCGUCAAACAUUCAACCAGCCAGCUCAUCAAUUUUGAAUCUUCGGCAUCAUCGUUCCCAUGCAGCACCAAGCUACAAAGCAACGACGAUUGGAAUAUGAAUCCUGGAACGUGACAAUUGAACAAGGGACAUCGCGCCGGCACCGAUGAUGGUUCCCAGCUGACCUCAGCAAGCUAGCUUAGUAGUUAGGUUGUUAGACGGUUAGGAGAAGAAGUCACAGGCAGUUCUAGUUUAGAUUUGGUAGUGAAUAGAUCGUUUAGUGAAUACUAAUGUUUUUUAAAAAGUUCUUAAUGGAAAGAAAUCCAUAAGUGGCGCAGUCGACGGCCCUUUCUACGUAAAGAAAAGUGAAGCUUGAACAAACGCUAGUGCAUUAAUAACAGUUGACCAACAAGGGCAAGUGUAAUUUGGAACUCAACCCGUAGCGCCAAGUGCAAGUGCUAUUUGUUGAACAAUCUCUGUGUUAAAGUGCAAGUGCGAUUGUGCUCGACCCUGUAGCUUAGGACGCCCGACGAAAAAUUCAUCGAGAAUUUGGAUCCAUCCCUCGACACGUAGGCGACUUGUGACGUCCCAUUCCAGCAACACUUCUUCUGAGCGGUUGGCUUCAGCCAUUUGAGAUUGGGAGAACAACACAAAUCGGUCUGGAUACGAUGCGGUGGAUCCUGUUUUUAUUCUCCAUUUUCCCAAUCCUAUCAACCCACCUUUACUUUCAAGCAUACGGUGCACACCUAGAAAUCACGGACUUGAAUGACAACCCAGGUAUUGUAGCUCUUAAAGUAGGUAACACUUUCAUUAGAGAAGGAUAUGAUUGGUUAGUUCAUACAUUCAAAUUAGAUACUUUUCAAGAAAUUUUAAAUCAGUAUGAUAUAAUGAUAAGUCAAAUAAAUUCAAAUGUAAACAUGAAAGAUUUUAAAGAUAUUCUAAAAAUGAAAUUUAUACAAACAAGCUUGACAUUACAAAAACUUAGUCCUAGAAGAAAAACAAAGAGAGCUAUUAAUAUUCUGGGUACGUUAAUUAAAACCAUUACAGGAAAUUUAGAUAAUGAUGAUCUAGUUACCUUAAAUCAAAAGAUUAGUUACCUACAUUAUUCAAAUAAGGAUCUUAUUAUGAAUAACAAUGAACAAAUUAAAAUAAAUAAUCAGUUUCAAGACAGAAUUACCAAUUUAACAAAAGUAAUUUACAAUGAAAAAGAAGAAAUAGGUAAGCUCACACAUCAGUUUAGGACAAAUAAAAACAUGAAGGUCUCCUGGGAACAGCUGCAACAUUUCCAGAGGUUAAUCUUCAACUUAGACGUAAUUCAACGGCAGUUGGACGAUAUCUCGGAUUCGAUCGUCAUGGCUAAAGUAGGGGUUUUAUCCAAGAGCAUCCUUCAAGCUACGGAAAUUAAUUAUAUUAUUGACAAAUUGGAAAAUUCAGGAAUUUCCGUAAACAGUGACGAACAGGUUUACGAAUUUUUAGAACCAGCAGCUUUCUACAACGGUUCAUGUAUUGUGUUUCUCAUAAAAAUUCCAAAAUUCUUACAAGGAAUCUACCAGCAAAUUAUUGUGGAGAAUAUUCCCAUCAAUGAAGAAAUAAUACCGAUCGAUUUCACGCACGCAGUUUUAGGGACGAACGUAACAUUUGUCAUGAACGAUACUUGCGUAAACAUCGAACAAAAUAUCAUUUGCAAGUUACAGACAAUGAAGAAUGUCUCUAAUGAUAUGUGCAUACAUCGAUUAUUAAAAGGGAAUCCCAGUAGCUGUCCAUUUAAAAAAUACAAUGGAAUUCAUGAAGUUAAGUCCAUGGGAAACGGAAAAAUUCUGAUUCGAAAUGCACUUAAAGCUGUGCAAUUAAAAAACAGUUGUGGUUAUGGUCCUAAAAAUCUUACAGGAUCAUUUCUUAUCACUUUUAGAAACUGUUCUGUCGAAAUAGAGAAUCAAUCGGUUGAAAACACCCAAUUGGACUAUAGCAACAUUUUGGAAAUGCUACCAUUGCAAUCAACAUUAAUCAACAAAUCGAAGACUAUAGUAACAGACACACAAAUCUUACAACAAUUACAUACCAACAAUAGAAAGCGUAUUGAAGUUUUGGAAACAAAUAAUCAUCAUGUUUCAUACGGAGGAACUUUCACGGUAAUCAUCCUUCUAAUAAUAACUGGUUACCUGUUCAAAGAAAUAAGGACAAUUUGGACGAAAAUUGUAAUCAAACCAAGUAAACCCACGGACACCAACAUCGAGUUGAACCGGGUUCAAGCUAAGAAGGGGGGAGUUAUGUCCGAGCCUGCCAGCUUACCCUUAUCAUAUCAUGGUUAUCACCCAGCAUCAGACGAGCCAACUUCCCAGCCAUUCCUUUAUCAUAUCGUGGUUAUCACCCAGCAUCAGAUGAGCCAACUUGCCAGCCAUUCCACAUUGCAGUUCUCACGCAGCGUCAAACAUUCAACCAGCCAGUUCAUCAAUUUUGAAUCUUCGGAAUCAUCGCUACCACCAAGCUACAAAGCAACGACGAUUGGAAUAUGAAUCCUGGAACGUGACAAUUGAACGAGGGACAUCGCGCCGCCACCGAUGAUGGUUCCCAGCUGACCUCAGCAAGCUACCUUAGUAGUUAGGUUGUU
This is a messenger RNA of Wyeomyia smithii (pitcher-plant mosquito), 3135 nucleotides long. RefSeq lists its product as uncharacterized. The coding region runs from base 1196 to 3040 and encodes 614 amino acids. The record is from RefSeq and is a predicted model, not a curated record. The transcript is spliced from 2 exons. Lineage: Eukaryota; Metazoa; Arthropoda; Insecta; Diptera; Culicidae.